AUUUAAACAAAAAAUCAAGUGACGUUUAAUGACCACCCACUGCUGUCAGCAUUCACCUAAAGACUUGGGACCGGGACCUGGAUUGUUUACAACAUCGAAAUCAUGGCCUUCGUUAGUGACUUAGUGAUUAGCCCAAAUGUAAUUCCCUGGUCACUAGUGCCAGCCGUGUUUGUAGGACUGUGGGCCUUGAUCUUCAUCGACUUCAAGAACUUCAUGGGAAGCAAAGUCGCAUACACAGUAUUCACCGCUAAGGAUCCGAUUAAUUGUUACCAAGAUUAUAAGAGUUCAGAUAGCAAAGCGGAAUAAAUGAGUUAGUUUAGAAA
Hermetia illucens (black soldier fly) is the source of this 323-nucleotide messenger RNA. RefSeq lists its product as uncharacterized. The transcript is spliced from 2 exons. The record is from RefSeq and is a predicted model, not a curated record. NCBI's taxonomy places the organism in Eukaryota, Metazoa, Arthropoda, Insecta, Diptera, Stratiomyidae. Bases 103 to 306 code for a protein of 67 amino acids.